UUCAGAGUAAAGCCGAGCGCGUGAGGUCACGUCCACAGUGACAGCGUUUCAAUCCUCUCGCGUUCCUCGAUAUCCAGAAAGUUUAUAUAUAUAUUUUUUUCAUAGCGAAAUUUUACAGACUUUUGGUAAGAAGACAUUAUCGAAGAAGACAGAAUAUCCGUAGAAGGGAUAAAUUCUUUUUUUUUUUAAGUCACGUCGUCUUUGCCAUUGAAGCCAACAUUUUGGUGUUCUCUUUGUUAGGUUCUUAUUCUGAAUAAUUUGCUUUGUUAUCAAUUAAUGCAAUUGUGAUUCUAAUUCUGUUCACAAAGGAAAAAAAAUAAAAGAAAAAAAGUUUUACGAACGGCAACACUUUGUGAUAAGCAACAAACAAGAAAUAUAAAUAUUCUGAGAAGAUCUUAAAGGAAAGCAACACAAUGCCUAAACUUCUACCUUUGAAGCAGUCUGUUAGUGACCGUGUUGUUAGCCGCUUCCCAGUGAAACUUUGGCGGAUCACUAAUCAUUGCCAGACUGGUGCUAUUUCAUGGGGAGCUGAUGGCUGUUCUAUUCGCAUCAACAAGACUGAUUUUGAAAGUCAGUAUUUGGCUACAUCUUUAAAACCAUCAUCACAGGGCUCAACAGCAGUUUCAACAGAGAACAUACCCCAGAAAUCACCAUUUCUUUUGGUGCCAAUGGCCUCUAAUGAAUCAGUAUAUUUCUGGUCUUUUAAAACCAAAAACUUUAGAAGCUUUAUUCGUCAACUGAAUAUGUAUGGUUUCCGCAAAAUGUCACGGAUAUUAGCCAGUCGGAAAACAGAAAAUAAAAAAGCUAUAUACCGAGGUGGUUAUGAUUCAGCAGUUGAACCUUGCAAAUAUACACCAGAGAAGGUAAAUUCCCAAGGACAAGAUAGCAAUGUCUCAUCUAAUCUUGUCAGCUAUGAUAAGAUGGACUAUUAUGAUCAUGUACUGAACUCUGGUCAAGAGGAAGCUACUGACAAAAGACAUUUGACUUAUGAGUAUUACCAUCCUUUAUUUCAAAGAGAUCACCCAGAACUUCUUUACCAAAUCCAAAGACCCAGGACUAAGAAAUCAAAAAAUGAUACUAGUGGACGUUUGGACACUGAAAACUUAUGUGCUUUAGCUAAAUGUGUUAUUGAGGACAGCUUACUUUCAGGUCAUCCAUGGGAGAUACCAAGCCGGAAGCCUUUGUGGCUAGAAAACAACUAUAAACAGUCAAAAAACAAUGAAUCUGUAAAUCAACAGCUGCAGAGUAAGAUUAAUUUACCAAAAGGUUCUCCAUUUAACUACUUGAUCAAUCAGAAUUUACCUAAAUUGACAUGUGAUGGGCUAAGACAGAAUUCUGCAAAUCAGUCAUUAUCCUCAAAUAACACGGGUUAUUUUCCCAGUGAAGCUGAACCAGGAAUGGAGCUUUCUCUGAAGAUCCCGAGGUUUAGUGAACCUGGUAUUCAAACUCAUCCUGAUUAUAGUAACUGCAUUCAGUUUUGUAUGUCACAGGCAGACAGUAAGAAAUGCAGAUCUGAUAAAGAACCAGUGUUUGAAAAUACUUUGAACAAUAAUGACUCUGGAACUGGAUUUAACAAAGAAAUACAUACACACUUUGCUGCUGCUUACAAAGAUUUCUCAAUUCCAGAGAAGGAUAAAGAAAAUAUUCCAUCCACCAAUUCUCUUGCUGAGUAUGAACAUUCUUCAUUGACGUAUACAGAAAAUGGUGGUAAUGAUAUUGUAAAGGAGAAUAACAUCAAAGCCAACAAGAAUGUUUACUAUGGUAUCGUUAACCAGGCUAAUAUUAUGCAAGAAAACUGCUUUGUUAGUGCAGAUAAUGAAAUGCUUGUUGGUAUAAAAAGUAAGGAACUAUCAUCUAGAGAUGAUGGUCAUUUACAACAGCAACAGUCUCAGCAGGAAAGCCAUUCAUUGUCUCAUAUAGAUAUUUGUUCUGAACACCAAACAGGUAUGAAUCUCUCUUCAAAAUUUACCAAACCUCUUUUGAAUAAAGAUGUUCUGUAUGAAAGACCAACAUCUUGGCAACCCUUAGAAACAUUGACUCAGAAUUAUGGUAACCACAAUGGCAACUAUAACGGUGAAGUGCCAGUUUAUAAAAACCAGUAUAUUUUCUUUCCUCAGUAUUAUAACAAUAAUAUCAAAUAGCAGAUAUUUGUUCAUUGUUCAUUAUUGUUGUUGUUAUAUUGUUGUGUUUACUUUUAAAGUUACUUAAGUUAUUGUUUAUUAUUAUGAGUGGUAGAUAGCAGAAUUGGUUGAGUGGUGAACAAAAUGGCUUGAAGUAUUUAGUUACGACUCUCUGCAUUCUGAGUUCAAAUCCCCACCAAGGCUGACUUUGCCAUUCAUCCUUCUGAAGUUGAUAAAAUAAUUACCAGUAAAACACUGGGGUUGAUAUAAUUAACUAUCCUUUUCUAUCAAAUUUGUGGCCUUGUACCUAGGUGAAAAUCAUUAUUACUAAGAUAUAUCACAUUCAUUGUACAGGUUUAUUUGUUGCUAAUAAAAUACAUUCCACUGAU
Molecule: messenger RNA, 2509 nt
Organism: Octopus bimaculoides (California two-spot octopus)
Lineage: Eukaryota; Metazoa; Mollusca; Cephalopoda; Octopoda; Octopodidae
Biological process (GO): regulation of DNA-templated transcription
Molecular function (GO): sequence-specific DNA binding; DNA-binding transcription factor activity
Source: RefSeq, a predicted model, not a curated record